Messenger RNA from Formica exsecta, 1407 nucleotides. RefSeq names its product B-cell CLL/lymphoma 7 protein family member B (gene BCL7-like). The record is from RefSeq and is a predicted model, not a curated record. The coding region runs from base 167 to 559 and encodes 130 amino acids. NCBI's taxonomy places the organism in Eukaryota, Metazoa, Arthropoda, Insecta, Hymenoptera, Formicidae. The transcript is spliced from 4 exons.
GUAACUAUACGAUUCCCCGCAAGAAGCAAUCGGUAUUCGUAUAGCUUCCUGUCACUUUUCUAACCUAUCCACAUCACUCGUGUUUCACGGAUGUCCCGGUGUUUUUGGUGCAGUGAUUGGUGCAAUAAUCGAUUACCGGUGAUUUAGUCGCACGAGAAACAAUAAUAUGAUGUCGCGGUCAGUGCGCGCAGAGACCCGUAGUCGUGCCAAGGAUGACAUUAAACGCGUGAUGCAAGUAGUUGAUAAAGUUCGUCACUGGGAAAAAAAAUGGGUUACUAUAGGAGAGACAACUAUGAAAAUAUAUAAAUGGGUUCCAAUUUCGACUCUUGAUCAGAAGAAAAAAAGUAAAACCGGUUCCGAUAAGGAGAAUGGUUUACCAAGAAAAGGAGGAAUAGAUUCAUCAAAUUCUAAUUUCGGACUCACAGAAGAUUCCAAUACAUGUUUUUCCACUGUUAGCGAUUCCCAAGGACUGACAGAUUUUUCUGCACAUUUGGGUUUCUCGGAGGACUCCAAUUCACAAAAUAGCGAAUCUGCACCUAAGAGGUUAAAGACUGACUAAUGUUUGAUCUAUAAUCAUCAUCAUCACCAUUGUCAUAUAAAGUUUGACAUAUUUAGGAAUCACUCUUUUGUAAAUUUGCACUCGAUAAUUUUGAGUUAAAUCAUACCUCUUGACAUGGAUGAAUUGCAAGAUAAGUUUUUGUUUCAUCCAAAUUUAGUAUGAAAAAUAUUCUAGAUAAUAUAUAUAUAUAUAUACGUAUAUAAUUAUAUAAAUAAUAUUAAUCUUAUAGAACAUUCUGAAUUAUGUAUAAUGAAGUUUAUUUUUUUACAUAUGAAUUUAUUACAAAUUUUCCCAUUGAAUUUAGGAAUUAUAAAUAAUGAUUCUUUAAUUGGAUAGAUAAAAACUGGGAAAUGCUCAAUCUAUUUAUCAAAAAUUCGGGUUUUUAUAUCAUUUUUCCAAAAAAUUGCAAGAUUACAAAAAUAAUCUUCAAAGUCAGAAAAAAAAUUAAUAGCGUAUUGUAUAUUUGCAGCAAUUGCAACAUUUGUAGCGAUGUUAAAGUAUUAUAUAUUUUCUUUUGUUUUUUUUUUAAAUUUCUAUUUUUCUGGCUAUAAUGAUAUAUUGCUGUACCAGAGAGUAUUUAACAAAAAGAUACUCGUAUGUUGUGUUAGAAUUAUUUUUACUAUAAAUUAACUGCUGAUGUAAAAACACAUAAGUACAUGUAUAUUUUAUGUCUAAACACAUUUAUGCUUUUGAAAAAUUGUGAAAAGUCAUUGUACAUAUACCAAAUAUCACUUUUUCUUUGUCUAUUAAUACUAUAGAAGAAUUUGCAUUCCUUUGCCUUAUAGCACCGUGACAUGUACAAAAUAAGCUUGGACUCAUACAAAUAAAAUAGUUGAAUGACCUUUUGA